AUGCGCUCUGUAUCCUCCGUUCUUAUUGCUUUAGGCCUUUUGGCAACAUUCAAACCAGCUGAUGCCAUUUUCAGGCCAGGAUAUGGAGGAGGAGGUCACCGUCCACCAUCCUCUUAUCAUCAUGGCGGAGGAGAAGAAGAUUGCAAAACGUCUUCAAGUGCUCCAGCAACCACUACAGCUACUACUCCAUCAACGACAACAGUGAAACCAGCUCCAAAAUGCCCUGCUGGAUGGGAAACACUCUUCCGUGCUCCAACUGAAGCGAACGGUAAUCGUUCUCCUUACUGCAUGAAAAUACUCUUUUCGGAAACUCCAAUUUUGAUCGAGUCGGGACAAAGCAGAUGUCAGGCUGAGAACAGCAACGCAGUGAUGACAAUGAUGGAAGGUGAAGGCGAAAGAGCUUUCGUUGCAACUCAAUUGUACAAUACUCUCACCUCAUGGGGAAGAAAAUCGGGAGCCAUUGCUGUCGAUGGGGUUCGUGUUAGGAAUUGUGUUUCAAAAGAUCGUGCUGUUCUUGACGGUCCGGAUUGCGGUCCAACAAAAUCAUACGCCUUGACUAAUCAGAACACAAAUCCAAACUUCUUCUUCAAUAAUUGGGCACAGAAUGAGCCAUCAGCCAAUGCUUGGACAUAUGAUAUUGAAGAGUGCAAUCAGUUUGCCAUCGACUCGAAAAACAUCAACCGUACAGCUCGCUUCAAUGACUUUUACUGCAAGAUGGAUGUUGCUCCAAAUGACCCAACAAACACGGUCUACUGGAACUUCGGAGUUCUCUGUGGAAUGUAUCAACAGUAA
Molecule: messenger RNA, 792 nt
Organism: Caenorhabditis remanei
Lineage: Eukaryota; Metazoa; Nematoda; Chromadorea; Rhabditida; Rhabditidae
Exons: 3
Coding region: 1-792 (263 amino acids)
Source: RefSeq, a predicted model, not a curated record